AUGAUUUGGGACGAACACGAGAAGGGCCACAAGGGCGAGAAGCACGGCCACAAGAAGGGCCACAAGAAGGGCGAGAAGACCCAUGGUUACCACCACAAAGCACACAAGGACGAAUUCCAUAAGGAACACAAGUUCUACGACGACUACCACAAAGGUGGACAUCACGAGAAACACGGCAGCCAUCAUGGACACCAUGAGAGCAAGGACGGACAUCACAAGAAGGGCGGUCAUCAUCAUUCCGGUCAUCACCAUGAUCAUCACGGAAAGAAGGGGCACUUCGACAAGGGACACUAUGACGAAGAUCACAAGGGCUAUCACGGGAAACACGGACACGACGACCAUCACUCGCACUAUGAGGAUUAUGGGAAGAAGGGAGAGCACCAUGAAGGAAAGAAACAUGGUUAUUCGAGCGGAGGUGGCGGUGGCGGUGGCGGUGGUGGCGGCCAUGGCGGCCAUCAUCAUCACUGA
Molecule: messenger RNA, 468 nt
Organism: Megachile rotundata (alfalfa leafcutting bee)
Lineage: Eukaryota; Metazoa; Arthropoda; Insecta; Hymenoptera; Megachilidae
Product: histidine-rich glycoprotein-like
Source: RefSeq, a predicted model, not a curated record